This is a messenger RNA of Oncorhynchus keta (chum salmon), 2862 nucleotides long. RefSeq lists its product as uncharacterized. The transcript has 2 exons. NCBI's taxonomy places the organism in Eukaryota, Metazoa, Chordata, Actinopteri, Salmoniformes, Salmonidae. The record is from RefSeq and is a predicted model, not a curated record. Bases 1162 to 2121 code for a protein of 319 amino acids.
UCUAAGGUGAUGUAUCACUGUUACAUGGGGACUGGGGAAACUCCAUUUCUAAGGUGAUGUAUCACUGUACAUGGGGACUGGGGAAACUCCAUUUCUAAGGUGAUGUAUCACUGUACAUGGGGACUGGGGAAACUCCAUUUCUAAGGUGAUGUAUCACUGUACAUGGGGACUGGGGAAACUCCAUUUCUAAGGUGAUGUAUCACUGUACAUGGGGACUGGGGACUUUCUGGCAUUUUAAAACAACAUCAGUGUCCUGGGAAUCAGUUUAAACAGUCCAAUUCAGUUUGGACUCCAGGAUAGGAGCAAUAAUCACUAAUAUAGAAUAUAAUACAAUCCAUUUUGAGGGAUUACUUUGUAAGGUUUCAUCAGUAAGUGAAUUCUGCUCUUUUCCAUUAGAGCCAGAUGUGAGAUUAUGAAAUGCAUUCCAAAUGCCCCUCCUAUUCCCUAUUUAGUGCACUACUGUUGACCAUAAGUCCCUGAUUAAAAGUAGUGCACUACUGUUGACCAUAAGUCCCUGAUUAAAAGUAGUGCACUACUGUUGACCAUAAGUCCCUGAUUAAAAGUAGUGCACUACUGUUGACCAUAAGUCCCUGAUUAAAAGUAGUGCACUACUUAAGGAAUAGGAGGUCAUUUGGGAUGCAGUAAGCAGACUUCACCUCACGUCUGUUUUAACCAGUUCAGGGUUGUGACCCACAAAUGGGAAACGUGACUCGUGUUACGGCUCCCAUUCCCCUGCCGGGAUAUCUUAGUCAGAUCACCUCGUAUCAUUUCCUGGCAACAUGUCAUUUCAGAUAGUUGUUGCUAACAUUUUGUUCAUUUCCUUGAACAUCCUCAAAGCGACUGAAACAAGAAUUAAAUUCCAACAUAUGUCUGACUGACAGGAAGAGAGCACCUACACAUUUCCUGAUCCGGAGACAGACAGAACAAUCUUCUACCCACAAUACCUUGGUGCUAUUAGAAACACAUAUGACUUUUGACUUCUCGGAAGGGGGAGCAGUUGUUACGUGGUUUCCAUGGUUUCCGCCAAGCAGUUGUUAUUGUUGUUGGGGAUCCUCUCCCAUUUCUUCCUGCUCCUGUGCCUGACUCUAAACGGUUGAAGUAAUCUAACACCCCUCUCCUCAUGUCUCCUUCAGAAAGCUGUCUGUCUCUCUCCAUCUCCUCAUGUCUCCUUCAGAAAGCUGUCUGUCUCUCUCCAUCUCCUCAUCUCCUCAUGUCUCCUUCAGAAAGCUGUCUGUCUCUCUCCAUCUCCUCUUCUCCUCAUGUCUCCUUCAGAAAGCUGUCUGUCUCUCUCCAUCUCCUCAUGUCUUCUUCAGAAAGCUGUCUGUCUCUCUCCAUCUCCUCUUCUCCUCUUGUCUCAUUCAGAAAGCUGUCUGUCUCUCUCCAUCUCCUCUUCUCCUCAUGUCUCCUCCAGAAAGCUGUCUGUCUCUCUCCAUCUCCUCUUCUCCUCAUGUCUCCUUCAGGAAACUGUCUGUCUCUCUCUAUCUCCUCUUGUCUCCUCAGAAAGCUGUCUGUCUCUCUCCAUCUCCUAUUGUCUCCUCAGAAAGCUGUCUGUCUCUCUCCAUCUCCUAUUGUCUCCUCAGAAAGCUGUCUGUCUCUCUCCAUCUCCUCUUGUCUCCUCAGAAAGCUGUCUGUCUCUCUCCAUCUCCUAUUGUCUCCUCAGAAAGCUGUCUGUCUCUCUCCAUCUCCUCUUCUCCUCUUGUCUCAUUCAGAAAGCUGUCUGUCUCUCUCCAUCUCCUAUUGUCUCCUCUGAAAGCUGUCUGUCUCUCUCCAUCUCCUCAUGUCUCCUUCAGAAAGCUGUCGCUCUCUCUCCAUCUCAUCAUGUCUCCUCAGAAAGCUGUCUGUCUCUCUCCAUCUCCUCUUGUCUCCCCAGAAAGCUGUCUGUCUCUCUCCAUCUCCUCUUGUCUCCACAGAAAGCUGUCUGUCUCUCUCCAUCUCCUCUUGUCUCCUCGGAAAGCUGUCUGUCUCUCUCUAUCUCCUCUUGUCUCACUCAGAAAGCUGUCUGUCUCUCUCCAUCUCGUCUUCUCCUCUUGUCUCAUUCAGAAAGCUGUCUGUCUCUCUCCAUCUCCUCUUGUCUCCUCAGAAAUCUGUGAAGAAGCAGUCAAGCUGUAUAAAUUCAAAUAAUUUAAUAAUAAUAAUAAUUAAAUAAUAUUCAAAAGUUACAAAACAGAUGCGUUUGAUUAAUUGUUAUCAAACCUAGAUAAAACUAAACAACAUUUGAAAAAGUAUUAACUGAAAUGCUCUACCUACCGCUGCUAUAUCCUUCUGUUGAUCUCCUCUCCUCCUUGAAAUGUCUCUCUCCAUCUCCUCUUCUAUUUGAUCUCUCUGUCUAUUUUGCUAAAACCUCCUCGUGGCAUAUAGUCUCAGUACGCUACCUCUGAUAGCAGAUACAAGCACCAGUCACCAGGCAGACACUGGGCUAGUCAUACCAAAUGGGCACGAGAGAAAUAACACGACUAAAACCCAAAGUUGAAGCGCAUACAGCUGCAGACCUCAUAAUAAAUAAAAACCUAAAUGAAUUCCGAUUAAUAAAAUACAAAUAAUAAAUAAAUAAAAACAGUUUGUUACUUUCCUUUGUUGCUUGUCAAAUGUAUAUUAGAAUUACAUUGAAAGUUUGAUUUGUUGAGUACCACAGAUACAAUUUGAAAAUGUUGAUGCUGAUUUGAAACGGAAGGUGUUAUGACUCAAGCGGUGGUCACAGCCAACGAUGAACCUCGUUUUUCUCCCCUCUCCUCCUUCCUUCUCACGUUCUCUGUUGUAAGACAUGCCAGACUGCUUGUCAAUGUCGGUUCAGGUGAAUUCAUGGAGUUUCAAUUUCAAAAACAUGGAACUGCAUUCAAAAUAAUUAAAGUCUAGUGAAUUUUA